CUGGAGGGCAGCGUUUGGUAAUGGCGCGGGAAGCCGCUGGUAACAUUUUCCUGUGCAACGCAGACCUUGUGUGUUGUCUCGUACACGCUGACGCCCGCCUGCGCGGACACGCUACAGCUUUUGUCGUGCACAAAGCCUGUGACGUUCUCUAACGGACAGAGAAGUUGCAGACGGCACUGUCAUCAUUUGCUGUCGUAAUGCGUUCCUUCCAGAACGCGGUGACGGGAAUUUUUUUGUUUGGCGCGACUGGGCCGCGCGGUGAACACGCAUGAGGAGUGUCUGCCUCGCAAACAUUAGCCUGCCGCCGGGCUGCAUGCUGUUUUCGUAUAAAUGUCUUGAUCCAGACACACUCUCAUUUUGUCGUCUUACGGGGAUUCCCGUUUCCCUUGCAGAUACGGAAGAGGACUGUUGCAUGUUGAGCGGCGUCGCAGCGGUGGAAUUUAGGGAGAGCUCCGUGCGACAGCCAACCUGUGGAAUGCCUUCCGUCUCGACCCACCACUCAAUUCCAGGGACUCGCGUCGCUUGUUCCUUUCUCUGUUAGUCACCACUAUGGACCCGCUCCCCCACGGAGUGGGCAGUGGCGGUGGCUAUCCGUCGAACGGCCCCGAAGCAUGGUUCUUUUCCCUCCCGCCAGUGACCCGUGCGGUCACGUGUAUCACCUUUGCGUGCACCCUGCUCUCGUCGAUUGAACUGAUGCCCGCUCGCCUGCUCAUUUUGGACUGGGAGUUGGUUUUCCAAAAACUUCAGGUCUGGAGGCUGCUCACCAAUGUCUUGUACAUCGGCAGGUUCUCUCUGGGUUGGGUGCUGCACAUGUACAUGUGGACCCAAGUCAGCUCCGACCUCGAAAACAACGCCGUGUUCGUUCAAGCAAGCAAAGGGGCGUACCUUUACUUCAUCGUUCUUCAGACCCUCUGUCUAGACUGCAUCUCUCUGCUUCUUUUUUGGCCCACGGGCCUUCACCUGCUGGGUGGUUCUCUCCUCUUCGCCGUUCUCUACUACUGGAGCCGGCGGGAAUCGUACACUCCAGUGUCUAUCUACUUUCUGACAGUCCAGGGUCAUCAGCUGCCUUUCGUUCUGCUCCUUCUACAUCUUUUGAUGGGGAAGGAUCUCUGGUCGGACGCGAUCGGCCUCCUCUCCGGACACAUUUACUACUUCUUCAGAGAGAUUCUGCCGGCGCAAGGCGGUGCAGACUUGCUGAGCUACACGCCGAAGAUGUUCGACCGGCUGGCAGAGAGGCUUUCGAAUCGUCCCGAAGUGGGCAGAAGACCGGCAGCCAACCGAACAGGAACUGCCUCAACUGGCGCGGGUGGAGGCGGCCCUGGUGGUCCCGGAGGGAGCACCUGGGGAGGUUCUGUCCGGCCGCGACCUGCAGCUGGUGGUUCGGGAACUCAGGCGUUUUCAGGGCGUGGUUACCGUAUAGGGUCAGAUUAGAUUACCGCACACAUUUGCCUGGUUGGAACUGAGAACGCGACGAGGCAACCUCAAAGGAUCGCGACCGGUAGGAGAAACUGCCCGGGUAACCGUUCAAAAAGCGUACUUCACCAAUGCUGGGAUGCCAGUUCUGGAUUUGCGCGAUACGUCAAACAACUGUCGUUCUUGUUUUUGAUUUCUCUAAAAACACCAAGUCG
Toxoplasma gondii ME49 is the source of this 1628-nucleotide messenger RNA. RefSeq names its product Der1ER1. The transcript is spliced from 3 exons. Gene Ontology annotation, biological process: endoplasmic reticulum unfolded protein response. Gene Ontology annotation, molecular function: ubiquitin-specific protease binding; misfolded protein binding. The coding region runs from base 550 to 1431 and encodes 293 amino acids. The record is from RefSeq and is a predicted model, not a curated record. Gene Ontology annotation, cellular component: endoplasmic reticulum membrane; Hrd1p ubiquitin ligase ERAD-L complex. NCBI's taxonomy places the organism in Eukaryota, Apicomplexa, Conoidasida, Eucoccidiorida, Sarcocystidae.